AUGGAUAUGAAUUCAGCUGAUGUUUUACAAUGGCUCAAAUCGUUUAUCAAUGAUGAACAUAUUGUUAAAGUUUUUGAAGAAAGCACAGGAAGUGGUGCGAAUUUAGCAACAACAGCCGCCGUACCAAUAAUCAAAGUAGAAGGAAUUUUUAACCAAAUAAUUCGUACAAUAGAAGGUGCAGCAAAAAAUGAAUAUCAAUUCAUUAAGAGUUGUCAAGAAUUUUUUCAAUAUGAAGAGCCACAUAAGAUAGAGUUGAAUGAAUCAGGUGAUUGUGGCUAUAUUAUUCCGAUAAAGAAAUCCAUCCGAAAUUUUCUGAAUAAACCAGAUGUUAUUGAUCUAUUGGUUAAAAAUAUAAAUGAAACAAUACUAACAACAAAAAAAAAUAAAGAUUUGCUAUUAAAAUAUCGUGAUGGUACUGCUGCCGCUACCAAUAAAUCACUUGAGAAAAAUAUAUAUUCAUUUUUAUUAGUUGUAUAUUCAUUUGGUAUUUGUUUAUCAAAAUUAUUAACUAAUCCAUCACAUCGUCGAAUAUAUUUUGAAGCAAUGAUUAAUGAUUUAAACGAAUUGCAAACACAACGUUUAACAUUAUCCACAGGUACUGGACGUUUACAUUUUGCAUUUAAUUUAUUGGCUGCAGAUAACUUGGCUGCAAAUGAUCUUGGAGGUUUUCAAAAAAACUUUAACAAUGGUUAUUUCUGCCGCAUGUGUAAUAUUUCUUACACUUACAAGUCCAUUCCAUUAACAGAUAUUUCUUUUUUGUUACGAUCUGAAAAAUCAUAUGAAAGUUAUUUAAAUCAAGUAUUACAAUCAAAAAAUUCAAUUUUUGGUAUUACUCGUCAUAGUGAUUUUUCAAAUUUAAUUGCAUUUCAUCCGAUAAGAUCAUUACCUUUCGACAUCAUGCACGAUUUUUCAGAAGGUGUAUGCAUGAUAAUUGUCCAAUCCAUAUUAAAAGAAUUAUCUGCACGUCGAAUUCUUACUUACGCACAAAUCGAAGCAAGAUUAGAAGCUUUUGAAUAUGGACAGAAUGAUCAGUCCAAUAAACCACCUACAGUUCGACCAAAACAUCUCACCAACAAUCAUAUUCCUGGGUCAGCUUCACAAAAACUUCUGCUAUUUCAAAUGCUACCCAUUAUAUUUCAUGACGUUAUUAAUCGUUUAAUUGAUUUACUACCUAUAUAUACUUGUCUUCGUGAAAUUGUUUCGAUUGUUUUUGCAACGAGAAUUCGAAAAUCGUGGCUUCUUUAUUUAACAUCUGUACCAAUAUCUUUUCAUUCUUUGAUGAUUGAUAAAUUACCAGACAAUAUUACUGCAAAAGUGCAUUUUAUUACUCAUUAUCCGGAGUUAAUCAAAAGAAAUGGUCCACCACAAGAAAUUGAUGGACAUUUAUUACAGAAAUUACGUUUUGAAGAAAUUAAAUCUUUAUUUCCGAAGUUAAAACAAAGAACAUUAUUUCUGGAUGAACGUGAAAAAUUGUCAUAUAAGCUAUGCAGUGAGAAAAUUCAAUCGAAUCCAACGCCAAUAGAUGAUAAUGAUGAUCAGGAAGAACAAUCACUAUUUGUUGAUGAAAAUAUGAAAUCUUCUGAUUCCAUUCCAUUUGUUGACGAAGUAGUUAUAGAAAAUACCGAAGUUUCAUCAUCUAAUUCGAGUAAUAAUCAUUCUGAUGAUGAAGAAAAUGAUGAUCAAUUAAUAGAGAAGGAAAUUAAACUCCAAGAAGAUUAUGAAUUACCACCAUUUCCAACUGAUUUAAAAUUUGUUACUGAUCAGAAGGACUUCACAAAACUAGCUGCUCAUAGUAAUUUAAGAAGAAU
Molecule: messenger RNA, 1808 nt
Organism: Rotaria sp. Silwood1
Lineage: Eukaryota; Metazoa; Rotifera; Eurotatoria; Philodinida; Philodinidae
Source: the annotation of a GenBank genome assembly